This is a messenger RNA of Linderina pennispora, 1453 nucleotides long. Its product is annotated as PCI-domain-containing protein. Gene Ontology annotation, biological process: proteasome-mediated ubiquitin-dependent protein catabolic process. The record is from RefSeq and is a predicted model, not a curated record. The transcript has a single exon. Lineage: Eukaryota; Fungi; Kickxellomycota; Kickxellomycetes; Kickxellales; Kickxellaceae. The coding region runs from base 254 to 1420 and encodes 388 amino acids. Gene Ontology annotation, cellular component: proteasome regulatory particle.
GCAUUCGGCUAGUCGUUGUCGUAGUCGUCAACACGCUCGGUGCGAGGGAAAGCGGCUCAGCGAGGCAUUGCGUGGACAGCCUUGAUCCGCGAUCAGCCAGCAGAUCUGUGACGCAAUACACGCGUGUGGGCUUUUGGAGAACUUGGCUCUUGUCUCUUUAACUACACAAUUCGGCUCUCUUCUUAUUAUACGCUGCCAAAUUAUACACUACCACACAACAAUUGGGCUUUCUAUUGCAUUCUGUUACUGAGCAAUGUCGGAGGAAACUGCUGUAUUCGCCAAAAAGCCAGAGCUGUCGCUUGCGCAACACAGAUUCGCACUGCUGAACAGCGCACCAGAGCAGCGUCAGGAGCAUGCGCAGGCACUUAUCGAAGGCAUCAAGGCCGACAAGAUGGUGGCAUUCUAUAAGAAGCUAGUGGCGGAGAAUGCGCUGCCAGAGGAUGCGGCUCUGGUGAAGGAGCUGGAGGCUGCAUACACGGCCGAGCUGGCAUCUCUCGACAAGAACAUUGAGGAGGCAAAGGAGGAGCACGGUGAGCUGGAACAGAACGAGAGCAGCAUCCACCGGGCAGUGUUUCUGGCGCAGAUCGGGUCCGAGGAGAAGGCGCAGGCGGAGUACGAGGAGAUCCUGAACCGCCCGACAACGACGCUGAACCAGAAGCUGGAUAUCGUGUUUGGCAAGCUGCGACUCAGCAUGUUCUACGACCGGCCGCACCAGGUGCAGAGGGAGCUGGAGCGGGCAAGCGAGCUGAUCGACCGUGGUGGCGAUUGGGACCGGCGCAACCGGCUCAAGGCGUACGAGUGUGUGUGGCGCGCGAGCCAGCGGCAGUUCAAGGAGGCGAGCCAGCUGUUCAUCGACUGCUUGAGCACGUACGCGAGCCCCGAGCUGAUGUCGCUGACGGACUUUGUCUGCCAUGGUGCGCUAGCGUGUGCGGUGGUGCUGCCGCGUGGCGACCUGAAGAAGAAGGUCAUUGACGCGCCCGAGGUUGUUGAGGUUAUCCACCACAUCCCAAACGUCGAGCGUCUGAUGCGUGCGCUGUUCGACUGCCGCUACGCCGACUUCUUCCGCGCGCUGGCCGGCGUCGAGACUGACCACCUGAAUGUGUCGCGGUACCUGUACGCCCACCGUCGCUUCUACACACGCGAGAUGCGCAUUCGUGCCUACGCCCAGCACCUCGAGUCGUACCUGUCGCUGACCAUCAAGUCCAUGGCCGAGGCAUUCGGUGUCAGCGAGGAGUUCAUCGACAAGGAGCUGGCUCGGUUCAUUGCUGCUGGCCGCCUUCACUGCGUCAUCGACAAGGUCGGCGGGAUCGUCGAGACGAACCGCCCCGACACUAAGAACGAGCAGUACCAGGCCACCAUCAAGCAGGGUGAUUUGCUACUCAACCGCGUGCAGAAGCUGUCGGGCAUCAUCAGCGUCUAAGGGUUUAUUAGGUUACUUUUUGGGCUCCGUUUU